This is a messenger RNA of Zootoca vivipara (common lizard), 3973 nucleotides long. It is a transcript of the gene WDR18, whose product is annotated as WD repeat domain 18. NCBI's taxonomy places the organism in Eukaryota, Metazoa, Chordata, Lepidosauria, Squamata, Lacertidae. Gene Ontology annotation, biological process: rRNA processing; DNA-templated DNA replication. The record is from RefSeq and is a predicted model, not a curated record. Gene Ontology annotation, cellular component: rixosome complex; nuclear pre-replicative complex. Gene Ontology annotation, molecular function: protein binding.
CCUGCAGACGCGCAUGCGCACAGGGAGGAGGCGUGACGGCCCAAGAUGUCGGCUGCCGGCGGACCCGUGGAGGUGGCGCUGGUGUCGGCGGCUGAGGCGGCCUCGUCGUCCGGAGGCGGCUGCUCGGUGUGGGAAGUGGGCUCCGGGGCGUCGGUGGCCGGCUACCGCGGGUUUAGCUGCGCGGCUCGCGGGAUGGCGCUUCUGGGCGGGGAGCACCUUCUCGGGGCGCAGCUGGGCAAGGCCUGUGUGGGCGCCUGGGAGCUCCAGAGGAAGGAUCAGCUCCAGCAGAAGAUAAUCUGCCCAGGCUUGGUGUCUUGCUUGGCUGCAGCUCCCAACGGUCUCUACAUCUUGGCGGGUAUCGCCGAAAGCAUCUACCUCUGGGAGGUGUCCAGUGGGAACCUGCUUGCCAUUCUGAACCGACACUACCAGGAUCUUUCCUGCGUGGCCUUCACAGACGACAGCAGUCACUUCCUCUCCGGAGCGAAGGACAGCCUUGUGAUAGUGUGGAACCUGUACAGCGUGCUGCAGGCUGAGAAUGCCCAGAGCCCCGAGCCCCGCCACGUGUGGUCGAGACACAGCCUUCCCAUCACGGACCUCUGCUGCGGCAUGGGCGGCCCCAUGGCCCGUGCCGCCACGGCCUCCCUAGAUCAGACGGUGAAGCUUUGGGAGAUCUCCUCUGGCGACCUCCUCCUCUCCGUCGUCUUCGACGUGGGCAUCCUUUCGGUGACCCUCGACCUCACGGAGUACCACAUGUUCUGUGGUGGUAUGGACGGCUCCAUCUUCCAAGUUGACCUCUGCGCCUGGCCCGUGCAAAGGGAGAGGGGCUUCCAGACAGAGAGGGAGUCUGCCAAGAUCUUCAAAGGGCAUCGGAACCAGGUGACUUGUCUCUCCGUCUCCACCGAUGGAAGCCUGCUCCUGUCUGGCUCGCAUGAUGAAACCGUCCGGCUGUGGGACAUCCAGAGCAAGCAGUGCCUGCGCACGGUGAAUUACAAAGGUCCAGUCACCAAUGCCUUCAUCACCCUGGCUCCAGCCAACAUGCUAAACCCAGAGAGCAAGCCCCGGGUCCCCCUGCCCAAGUUCAGCCGCCACCUCUACACCAUGGAGAACGCGGGGAGCCCUGCCAGCGAGGGGAUGAUGCUGUGCCUCGGAAUGCAUCAGAAGGGAUCCGGAGAGAGCAACUUGGAGAAAAAAGAGCGGCUGUACUCGCAGAUGUGUGCGACAAGAGAAAAGAACUUGAUGGGCGACCAGGAGCAGCUGAAGAUCCACGUGACUCAACUGGAGGAAGAGGUGGGCACCUUACGCAAGAUCAACAAAGGCCUCUUCGACUUCUCCAGCCGCCUCAUCAUGAAGCAGGGCAAAUAAUGGGGGUUGGGGACAAGAACCUGGCAGUAGCCACGCACAGCGCCUGGGUGCCAAAACCUCUUCCCUGAUCAGAGGGGCAGGAACGCUGUUCAUACCCUUGCCCGCUGGCAGGACCGGACCUCACACAUCCAGAAAUGGGGGGGGGGCGCAGAGACGGUGUAAGUCAAGAUGGUUCCAACAGGACAUUGCAAGGAGACAUGGCCUUUUCCCCCUUCCUGCUCCUCUUCCUCAAACAGACCGACGGGCCCUUCCCGCAUCCCCUGAUUUUGCAAAGGAUUCUGGGCCACGCCAUGCGACCCCCGUUGCUGCUCCACCGCUGCCUUUGCUGCCAGGGAUUGAUGAUCAGUAGUUCGCCUGCUUCCUUUGGGGAUGGGGCCUGCAGGCAGCUUUUAGGCGUUCACCAGCCGUUCUGGCAUCCUCCAAUCUCCUGGCCGCUGUCAGUCCAGAACGGUCCAAAGCUGUUAUCAGCAAAGAGGCCUCAAUUCCUUUUAACACUGUGUUUUUGAGAGCGACAGAGAGCCCCCCUUGGAAGUGGCGGGGGGGGGGAGAGGAGAGAGUCUUGUGUUCCAUCGUUCCGCAGGCUGCAGAAAUGAGGCAUUGGAUUCUGGGCUGGGUAAACCUCUCCGGGUGAGUUGUGCUUCUCAACGCUUCUCUCCCCUCAUCAAAAACGUGCACAAAUCUCCCAAGCGCUCCCUGCUGUAUGAAAGCUAGCCAUUCGGGGGAGGGGCCCUCGUUAUGCACCCCCCCCCCCGUGCCUUUUUUACAUGCAGGGAGAGAUUUAUUUAUUUACGUUCUAUUGAGCCUGCGCAAAUUAGACUUUCCUGCCAUUGAACUGAACCACUAAAACUCACCAUUACACAGCUCUGUCAUGUACAGUGCGCCAGAUCGUAUCCUUAACCCUCCUCUUGUUGGUCAGGACACGCAGCUCCGGAUCCCAAGCUGCUUUUUUUUUUGUACUCUGGUGAAUCUGCUUCUCCUUCCUGUCCCCCUCUCUCCCCCUACAACCCUUGUCUUUCUUAAUUUUACUUCCUUUAAAAAGAAAUACCUCUGAUUCCAUGCCAGAAAAAAAAUAUUCUUUCCCUUUUAUUCCUUGUUUUUUUGUUUUGUACUUUUUUUAAAUAAAGGACUGUUUACCGAAAUUGCAUUUUGGUGGAGUGUUUAGAGAGAAGGCGACUAAGAGGCAAGAGGAUUGAAACAUGUAAAAUUAUGCAUGGAGAAAGUUGACUAGAGUAAGGGUUUUUCCCCCUCACAACACUAGAACUCGAGGACAUUCAUUUUUAAAAAAAUAUUUGAAAACCUUUAUUUCUUUAUUUAAAAACAUUACAUAGAAAACCAUCAAACACAAAAUGAACACAAAGUAAACACAAAGAUAACCAAAAUCAAAUAAUGCAAAUUAAGUACAAAUUGUCUGCAACUUAAAUAUGAGUUAAUUACAGUUUAAUUGGAAUAAAGAUGUAAAGAAUAAAGAUGUAAAGAAUAAAAAUAAGACUAAAGACAAAGAGUAAAAAAAAAUUUAAAAAAAUGUUUCCGAUUGUUAAUAUAUCGUUUCUAGCAAUUCUUAAUUUCCCUGUUUUCUUCUUAUCAUAUUUUCCCACCCCUCGCGGGUGAAACUCGAGGACAUUUAAAGAAGCUGAAUGCUGAAGACUCCCCUUGCCCUUAGUCAUCACAGUUAAAUGGAACCUCCAAAUUCAGGGGCAGCCUACCCCUGAAUACAUCUGUUGCCCUGAUACCCUGGCCAUGGCCAACCAGAUCCCUCUUCUGUGAAGCCCACCAGCAGGACCCAACUGACAUUUGGAGGCAUAUGCUUCCUCCUUCGGCAGAGGGCAAGCAGACAUGGUUGGUGGCUGUUGGCACUUUUCUGCAGAGAGGAUUCCCCGCUUGCAGGGGACACAUCGCUCAGUACACAGAAUCCUAGAAUUGUGGUUUGAAAGGGGCCCCAGCAGUCUCACCUAGUCCAACCCCCCUGCAAUGCAGGAAUCUCAGCUAAGGCACCCAUGACAGAGGGCCACCGAACCUCUACUUGGAAACCUCCAAGGAAGAUGUGGCUUUGCAAGCUGAUCUGAAGCUUCUUUCCCUGCUGCACAAUGGGAGCGGCUUGUGCACGUCCCAUUUGAUCUCGUCUCUCUGCUCCAGACGAGGGUUGAAAUCUCGGCCCCUGGAGCUGAGCGCCCUCAUCCUGGCUUCCUGGAGGGGCCUUUGCUUCUCUGAGCACAGGGUGGGACCAGCAGCUUCCUCCUCGAGCAAAUUGGUGCCUCGGGAUGCAGAGAUCACUUUCUGGUUGUCAUUCCUCCCUGAAGGAGGAACGCAGCAGCGCUAGGCAGAGGCUGCCAUUUUUAUAUCCGGCUGUUCAGCCUCUAAGCCAGCUGUUCCUGGACUUUUUUCCUGGCGGCCGCCGUCCCCCUUGGUUCCAUAAACUCAUCCCCAGUGCCCCCCUGCCCUGGAAAAUGCAAUCGCAGUUUGCAUGGCACACUAAGAGAACAUAUCAAUGAAAUUCAAAGCGUCAGCGAUUAAUGGCACACAUAAUACAAAAUCCAGUUAAAACUAAUUCUACGGAAUGGGCAAACUUGGUUCAGUGGUGGGCCAGUCAUUUGCAACUCCAGCGCACCCCUAG